AUGACUCGGAAAUCGGCCUGGGUGCGAUUAAACCCCACCUUCUUUAGUCUUGUAAAGCCUAAAAGCUUGUCUGCCCAGUGUAACUCCAGCAAGUCGUUGGUGGUGUUCAGCUCUAAUUUUGAAGAUGAUGAUGUGUAUGGCCAAUCAGUAGAAGAUGAUUAUUGCAUUUCUCCUUCAACAGCAGCUCAAUUUAUCUACUCCAGACGAGACAAACCAACAACAUUUGCGGAGCCAUUAGAAGAGGAAUAUGGCUAUGAAGGUACAGGUGAUGCUGCUGAUUAUUUUACAUCCAGUCAUCAGUUGACUGAAGUUGAUAGAGCCCGUCUUAAUUCAUGCCUUGAUCAAAUGAGAGAAGUUUUGGCAGAGUCUGUACCAGAGCAAACAAUGGUGCAAGCAGUACUGGAUAGUAAAUUUGAUGUACAGAAGGCUUUGGAUCUUGUACUUUCACAAGGCAGUAAGCAGAAUGUGAAGACCAAGAAUGAGAAUGCUGUGAUUGUAGGAAAGACGACAAAAGAAAUGUGUAUUGAUACAGACAGCUUUUCUUAUGCAGUAGAAAAUGUUGCUGACAACACCAGCAAACCUGGAUUUGGAUACUUGACAACCCAAAGUAGUUUAGAUUAUUGCUCUUUAAUUACAAAUGACAAAAUGCUCCUUAAUGCUGAAAAAUCCCAUAUACCUUCAUCUGAAAGGAAGGGAAUGAAAUCCUCUUCACUUGUUCUGUCGUCUUCUUUCGGUGAUGAUUUGUUUAAAGGAUCGUUUUGUGAACCUGUGAAUAAACAGGCAGAGAAUCGGCUACCAGAAAGUGCUAAUGCAUUAAAUUCGAUUCCUGACAGUGAAGAUGUUUACUUUAGCAUAGGAAGUAACCCAUCUGGAAAUUCUUCUUCUAAGAAGUUGGAAUUCAAGGAAACACAAGACUUGAAAUCCUUGCUGAUGCAGAGUGCAGUUUCUGAUUCUCUGAGUCCUGAAGACAGCAUUCCUCUUGUUUCCUCAAAUACUUCUGAUUGUAAUAGUAAUGCAAAUUUUGACCGUCCUCCAUGCUUAACAAGUGCUUUAGGAAAAUUGGCUCUUGGUAAUGAAGUCAGUCAUGCUAUAAAUAAAGAGAAUGAACUUCUUGAGAAUUUUUGUUCACUUGUGCAAAGUAGAAAACAAGAAAGCCUCCCUUCAGACAGGGCUGCUUUGCCAGUGUUUAGGUCUGGAAGUACAUCAUUGGCUGAUUUACUGCGGGAGCACCAGGAAGGCAGCACUAGCCACUGCUACUCUUUGGCUGAUCUUUAUACUGAGUCAACAGGAAGUCUCACUGAUAGGAAAUUGGGGAACUCACUGUUAUCAGAACUAGUAAGUCAACCCCUGACUUCAGGUGGGAUGCCAGAGCUAACAGGAUCUUUGUCUUCUCUUGCCGUCUCUAAAGUUUCUCCUCCAAAGGAGGUUGAGAAUUUAUCACUCUCGGAUUUAAUAGCAGAGACUAUUGAAAUAGAUAAAACGCAACAAAGGACGGACUUCCCCAUGCUUGGUGUAACUGAGUCGAGGCCCUCUAAAAGAACAAAUAUUGAUUUAAGUGUUCUUGUAAAAAAUGCAGUUGUACCUGCAGAACAAAACGUGGUGGCGCAGUCAAAUAUCUUCAGCCCUGAAACAAAACUUGUAAAAGAAGAACAGGGAAAGUGUUCAGAUUUUGUCAAAACAAAUAAAAAACCCAAGAGAGGGCUUACUCCUAAGAGGCAGGAUUUGUCCCUUUCGUGGAUAAAGGCGCUGCGCGCAAGACCUUCAGCUUUUGCUUUAACCUUGUGUCUCCGUUACCCUCCCAAAAGUUACAAGCGGCGUGCAAUUAGUGUACAUAAAGCUUUCCUGUACAGUAGACAAGUACAAGAAGAAAAACCUAAGGAAGCUGGUCCUAUAAUAGCCAUAACGCCAUUUGACUUCAAAUCGGCAUCUCCUGAUGAUAUUGUGAAAGCUAACCAAAAAAAGGCUUUUACAAGAGAGUAG
Messenger RNA from Apaloderma vittatum (bar-tailed trogon), 1980 nucleotides. RefSeq lists its product as uncharacterized. The record is from RefSeq and is a predicted model, not a curated record. The transcript is spliced from 5 exons. NCBI's taxonomy places the organism in Eukaryota, Metazoa, Chordata, Aves, Trogoniformes, Trogonidae. The coding region runs from base 1 to 1980 and encodes 659 amino acids.